AUGACACAUUACAGUUCAACGUCAAAACCAGCACAAUUUUAUUCCUUCGUCGACGUCUGAUAGAGUAGUAUAGUCUCUUAUAGCAUUCAGCAAAGUGGAUUUCACAGUACAAGUUGCAGCGAUGGCUGCUUCAGGAGAAUAGCCAGACCCUCAUCCUAGGCCUUCGCUUUGUCCAGCAGAAGGGAAGGCAGACUUUUAUGGCACUUGUGUUUGCCCCUAGACGAGCUUCUGGCAUUGAUCGGAAAAAGAAAAUACAAUGAUUAACCAUGAGGAAGGAGAGAUGGAAAAAGAGGAAAGAUUCCCUGCAGAAGACUAUGCUGCAGAAGCUCUGGCUGCUGAUAUGGAUCCUUGGGUGAUUUUUGAUGCCCGAAAAACUCCUAGAGCAGAAUUUGAGGACUGGUUGGACACUAACCGACCUUCCCGAGUUUGCCGUUAUGGUGACCCUGAUCGCAACACUGAACCAGUAGGAUGGAUUGCUGUAUAUGGUUGGAAUCAUAUCCCAGAUACAGGGGAUGUAGAUGCCCUCCAAGACGAUUGGGAAGGGUUACAGAGCAGUGGCAGAGAAGUCAGUUUUGAAACUAUUAAAGAACUUGCUCUUAACCAUCGAGUUCUCACUGGCAAGUGGUUGAUGCAUCUGGAUACAGGGUUUAAGGUGGACCAUGCAUGGCGAGGUAUUGCCCAGUCUGUUCUAGAUGGUAGAAUAGCAGAGGCUAAAGUGAGCCCUCAUAUACCAGACUUGAAUAGUAAGCAUGUUAUCUGCGUGUACAACAGAGAUUUUACUAAUGUACAAGAGGUAAUAAACUUGGAUACUGCCAUACGAGCUACAGGAGUAAAGUGCCAGCUGUCAUAUAAACCAGAUGUGUACACAUACCUUGGAAUAUACAGAAAUAAUCGCUGGAGACUGUGCCCUACUAUAUAUGAAAGCAGAUUCGAUCUGGAAUGCAUACCAAGAAGAUCUCGGAUUAUCAACAAAAUAACAAAUAAUGAAGUGACUUGAAAGAGAAUACUAGCUAAUUAAACCAAUACACUACAUUUGCUUUAAUGUUUGUUUUUAGUUUUCUUUUUCUUUCUUUCUUUCCCUGUCACUGACAGAGUAAACCACUCCUAUCAAAAACGACUGUUACUAUUUUGCCAUUAGCUGCUUCUGAACUUCAGAACUCUGUAUGGGAGGGGUUUUUGAUUAAUUUCUUUGGCAACUGCAUUUUUUAUUUAAUUGUGCAUCAGAAAGGAGCAGUGAUUUCAUAAUGAAAUAAACCACAACAGGCAUGUUGUAAGUUGGUCGUCAUAAAGUUAAAGCUAUAAGCUGGUUAGAAUUCCUGCAAGUGCAUAAACUGUGAGUAUGAAUAAAGUAUGCAAUCCCUGAUACUAUAGCUAUUAUAGUUGUGGAGGUGGGCUAUUUUUAUCUGACUUACUAGAUAGAUUUUAGUUUGGAUAUUGUCAUAAAGAGUUGCUUGCAUACAAGUGCAUCUUUAUUCCUUGUUAAUCUCUUGUUAGAUUAGAUGUUGCAGACUGUAUUUUUAAGAUUUCCCAUCUAUUUUAUAACUGAAAACUGUGGAAGUUGUUUGUGCAGCUCUUGUGGUGCUCCAAAAAUGUAUAAAUAAAUUAACUUUCAAGA
This is a messenger RNA of Protopterus annectens (West African lungfish), 1615 nucleotides long. RefSeq names its product chromosome chr6.part0 C11orf68 homolog (gene CCHR6.PART0H11orf68). NCBI's taxonomy places the organism in Eukaryota, Metazoa, Chordata, Ceratodontiformes, Protopteridae. The transcript has 3 exons. The record is from RefSeq and is a predicted model, not a curated record. Bases 257 to 997 code for a protein of 246 amino acids.